GUCCUAGACAGCUUCAGUCCUGAAGUGAAAACAUUUAAGUGGCACCAAGUCAUAUCUGUUUGGACAGGAAACAGUCCACACCGAGAUAACUGGAAAUUCUGGGCCUUUAACACCAAAGGCCGGACAGGCGUGGAGAGAUAAGACGGACAAGCAAAUAACUCAACACAGCUAAGUAGGUGAAGUCAGUGAGCUGGACUGGGCUGAGGGGGAAGAGUCUGGCAAAAAGGCAGGGGUUCAAAGACUUGCACACACCCUCCAAGUGCUCAGAGCCUCCACACUGGACAGCAUACACCCUCAUUCAUCCACACUCACAUGGACACUGGACUGACAACCUCUUUCCCUUGGAAAAUGUUCUUUUGGGAACUGUGUUUGGUUCUGCUUCUCCGUGGUUCCCAAGUGAGGGCUAUACCGUCCACCAACAUCAAGAUCACACAAGCUUUGCCCCUGCAGUUGCCAGAUGCCACCCAGCCUAUCACCUGCCCCCUGUUCUGGACCGAGUUCGAGGGGAACUGCUACCGCUUCUUCCCUCUCAAUCGCACAUGGGCGGAGGCAGACCUGUACUGUGCAGAGUUCUCCAAUGGCCACAGGUCCGCCAAGCUCACCUCCAUACACAGCUGGGAGGAGAAUGUGUUUGUGUAUGACCUGGUGAACAGCCGUAUCCCCGGCAUCCCCACGGACAUCUGGAUUGGCCUUCAUGACAGGCGACAGGAGGGCACCCUAGAGUGGACCGAUGGUUCUUCCUAUGAGUACAGCUACUGGGAUGGGAACCAACCGGAUGAUGGGAUCCACCGGAUCCCAGAGGAGGAGGACUGUGUGGAGAUCUGGUACAGACAAAACAGUGCUCUGAGGUCCUGGAAUGACAACAGCUGUGACAAGGCCUUUCCCUUCGUGUGCAAGAUCCCUACACUGGAUAACUAGACUUCCAGCUGCCUCCGGCUCUCCUUCCGCCUCCCUUCAUUCAGCUUCCUCCGAGUGAGUGAGGCCAAAACUCUCCGCCCUCCACAAGGAACCCUGCUGUCUGUCUAAGACCUCCCAUCCCACCACAGCUCCUCGCUGGGACCUCAACAGGACCUCUUUUCUCUUCCUUUCAUUUUUCCUAAACCUCCACGCUCCUCCUUUUUAUUUACUGCCUUCACCUCUCUGGCCCUCUCUGUCAGCACAGCAGCUCCUCCACCUCUCCGCUUCUUUCACGGCUAAUCACUGCUCUGGGCUUCUAUCACUCCUCUCACCCCUCUAUGACCACUCAGUUUUUUCCAUCUCCACUUC
Molecule: messenger RNA, 1266 nt
Organism: Clupea harengus (Atlantic herring)
Lineage: Eukaryota; Metazoa; Chordata; Actinopteri; Clupeiformes; Clupeidae
Gene: clec19a
Product: C-type lectin domain containing 19A
Source: RefSeq, a predicted model, not a curated record